Messenger RNA from Ostrinia furnacalis (Asian corn borer), 6221 nucleotides. It is a transcript of the gene pps, whose product is annotated as protein partner of snf. Gene Ontology annotation, biological process: DNA-templated transcription. The transcript has 16 exons. Gene Ontology annotation, cellular component: nucleus. Bases 326 to 5800 code for a protein of 1824 amino acids. NCBI's taxonomy places the organism in Eukaryota, Metazoa, Arthropoda, Insecta, Lepidoptera, Crambidae. The record is from RefSeq and is a predicted model, not a curated record. Gene Ontology annotation, molecular function: protein binding.
AAUGACAACCCUAGCUUAUACAUCACUAGACGCGUUUUACGUGCAUGCUUCAGUAAAAUAAUAUUUUUGGUUAUUUUUUGGUUUUCAAAGUGAUUGAUAAAUAAUUAACUUUUGUAAACCAAAUUUCCACGAUAUUAUUUGUGUAAUAAAGUGCAGUGUUUACGUAAUUUUAUCGUUUAUGUCUAUUGGGCGGCUGAAUACGUUCAUAAAAUGGCGGCGGGCGUUCUUACAUAGAAUGCGUCAUAAAUAGAAGCGGUGCAUGUGUUUAGAAUGGCUAUAAAUAGAGGACUUGCAUUAUUUUAACUGCAUUGGAUUGCUAUAGAAAAUGUCAAAUACUGUGAUCACUAAUUACACGGACCUCAAUGGGCCUUCAACGAAGGCGGAUAGUUCUGUUGUUGUUAUUGUAAACAAGGAUGGAUCCCUUUCUGUUGAUCAGAAUUUACUCGGUACAUUGAUGGGAACAGAUGGAUCCCAAGCUGCAGGGAUAAGUGUUGUUCGAGUAGGCCAUGAAGGUAAACCAGAUGAUGCUACAGAUUCAGAAUCCGAUGAUGAUAAAGUUCCCCAUGUCACACUAUCUGUGGACAGUUAUUACGAUGAACCUAACAGCAUCAUAAAAUAUGAUAGUGGUGCUGAAAUGUUACAAUCAUUGAGAAUAGAGACAAGGGAAAAUAGUUUGGUUGGCUUUCAAAAUGAUCACUGCUACACACCUUUUACUUCUCCCAGUCAGAAUUUGCCACAAAGUAGUGACAGAUAUGAUGAUCCUGUUAUUGAAAUAACACAUACUCCACCACCAAAACCUGUUCCUAAUUCAAAGAAAAUAACUAUUCUGGAACAGCAAAUUAUUCCUAAAGGCAAAAAGAUUAUUUUAAAUCCCCCUGAAUCACCAAUUAUACUGAAAGGUAAUGAUGUUCUCAAUAAGCCUUUACCUGUUCUGUCAAAGACAAAGAAUGUUAAAGAGCAAGAAAAGGGUGAUACUUUACAAAAGACUGAUGAGUCAUCAUCCUCAUCAUCAUCUAUUAGCUCUGGUGACAGCAUCCCUGAUAGAGACUCUGAUUCUGAUUAUAAAGAGACUAAAGAUAGAAGUGCUUCAUUGAAAGUGAAAAAAACCAAAUUGAAACCCCGAAUAUUGAAGAAUGUUACACCCAAGUCUGCGAAGUUGGAUCCAAAAGUGGCUGCCAGAUUAAAAUCUAAUAAGAAUAUCUUGAAGAAAGAGGUGAGAGAAAAAAUUCAAAUCAAGCCUACUAUUGAAAAGAGAGUCCAAAAUGUUAAUGUGGACUUAGAAAGCCUCAUACCAUCAUCUGAGAUAUCCUUGAACAUGACUGCAACCCCAGAUCACAGCAAAAAUGUAGUGACAAAACACACUCCAAAACCAGCUAAGAAAGAAAAGAAAACACCUGCUCAUGUUACAGCAUUAUUGUCUGACAUGACUUCACUAUUCUCUACACCAGACGUAAUAAGAAGGGUAUCUACUGAUAAUAAGGUCCAAGCUAAAGAUCCUACCACUGAUAAAAAGAAUGUGUCUAAUCUGAAAACAAUGGAAUCAAAUACAAAUGAGUUUAAAUCAACAGAGAGUAUUCUCAAAGUGCUCGAGGACAACUCUGAAAAACCUAAACCCAGUGUUGCACAUAAAACAUACAUCAAACAAAAAGAAAAAACUACAGGACCUAUUGACAAGAUUUCUAAAGGGUAUGAUCUUUCUUCUCCUAUACCUCAGCUAGAUGAUGCUAGUUUGGCACAAAUACUUCAAGAUACAUCGGGUAUAGCACACCCAAUGAAAAUGCAGCCUGGUAUUACAACUGGAAAUUCAAUGGCCAGCCCUGGCCUUGCAGGGCCAUUGUCUCCAACACUUGAUUUACUGGGUGGUUUGCAACCAGAAGAAGAAGGCUUGACAGAAGAUUUGCUAAUGCAUGUAGCUCAGCUGGUGGAAAGUUCAGAAAACUUACAAGAGGUUAUUGACAAACAAGUUUUGGGCAAAGUUGACACUACACCUGUAAAAGUGCCUGUGCAAUCUCCGUUCCAACAAGCACCCAGUUUGUAUGCCCAAACUCUCACAAAGUCUGCAAAGAGUGUUGCCACUCGUAAGGAUCCCAUAGAAAUAGUGAGAAGAGAUGGGAGAGUGAUUACUUUGCCACCAAUAGAAGCCCCAGCAACGAGAUCUUCAAAAAGGAAGAGUCAGAUGGAGACAUCCAGCAGUGCAGACGUGAUACCAACUCCAGUCUCGGUGCCCUCGCCGCCUGUGGUCACCACCCCUGAGCCACAGGUGCAGGCAGUGUCCAAACAAUAUGUGAAUAAGAAACUGUCCAACAAGAAACAGGAGCAAGUGGUUCAAGCCCCAGUUGAUAAAAUGUCUGCAGAAUCACAGGAGAGCUGGAAUUCUGAAGAUGAUCCUUACAGGUUAUGGUGUAUCUGUAGACAGCCCCACAAUAAUCGUUUCAUGAUAUGCUGUGACGGCUGUGAGGAUUGGUUUCACGGCAAAUGUGUCAACAUUACGAAAGCAAUGGGGCAGGCAAUGGAGGAGCAGGGUAUAGAGUGGAGGUGCCCCAACUGUAUUAAGAAGACGCCGAAAACUGCAGCAAACACAACCCCAAAGGUGGCAACAAUACAAAAGAAAAAUGAAACUGAUGUCAUAAGCACAUCUUCAUCAGUUGUCAAAGAAGCAACAUUAAAAACAAAUUGUAUUGUUUGUAAGAAACACGCACGGGCUAGUAGUAUUUACUGUAGUGACGCGUGCAUUCUCAAACAUGCACAGGAUUCUUUAAGUCCACCUCCAAACAAAUCUGAAAGUAAUUCUGGGAAAACUCAAGGCAAAAAUAAGGCAGAAUCAAGGGUUAUUGUUUUUGAAAGAAAGUCUGGAAAAUUAUUGGCAGGACCUAAUGCUCCAACUGCAGAAAAUCUAAAAGCCUGGUUACAAAAAAAUCCUACAUUUGAAGUGGUGCGACCCGGAAGUCUUAGCCCUAUCAGACCGACCAUCACGAAAAAGAAAGUGUCCAAUGAGCCCAAUAAAAUACAAACUACUCUUAAUUUUGAAAGAGUACCUAAGAAGUCACUUGAACAGCCUUCCUCAAGUAAAUCUCUGCUGGAAACAAAAUCCAGGGUUCAACAGCAAGAGUCUAAAUUGAGGGCUCAAUCUGAUGCAAGACCUAAGGCGCAGCAUAUGGAGUUAAAAUCUAGGUCACUUCAUCAAGAAAGGAUUAUGAAAACUGUAGCUUCUCCAAGAGAAGAACUAAAGCAGUCUCCACAGCCGAGAACGCCGGUUGCAUUGAAACAACAACAAACACAGUACAUUGAUACGCCCCGGCCUAGCACUUCCACAGCCAAACCGUCAAUGAGUGAACCGCGGCGGUUAGUUCGCACUUCAAAUCGAUCACAGGUUUCAUCUGAAAAAGUACCUGCAGUCUCUCCAUCAACAUCGCGCCGAAAAGACUCAUUGGAUAGCAAAAACAAAAUGGUUGAUUCAUCUGAUUCGAUUCGUGAUAAUGUGAAAAAAGCUUUGCAAGAACAAAUGAGUCUCAGAAUGGCAGAGAACACUGGCCCCAAAUUCAGUGAAGACGAAAUAAUGGACUUUGCAAAUGAAACUGAACUUGAAUUACAUGAAUUAUUCAGAGAUGUUGGUAUGAAAUAUAAGGCCAAAUACAGAUCUUUGAUGUUUAAUAUAAAGGAUCGAAAGAAUCUUUCACUGUGGCAGAAGAUUUGUGACCGAACUAUCACACCCAAACAACUGGUGCGACUAUCACCAGAAGAACUCGCGAGUCAAGAGUUGGCUCAAUGGAGAGAGGAAGAAGCAAAACAUCAAUUGGAGUUGAUAAAGAAAUCGGAACUAGACUUACUAGCUGCAAGCAAAACAUAUGUUCUAAAAACACAUAAGGGAGAAGAGGUAAUGGAAACAAAAGAAUCUGUUUCAACAGAACUGGAUCCAAACGUGCCUAUUGAAGAUGUGGUUACUGCAUUAAACGAAGAAACAGCUGGGGAAGAAUCUAAGACAGAUGAUACUUCACAGGAAUUAAAUACCACAUCAAGCAAAGGAGAUAGCGCCGAGAAAAAACAUAGUCGAAAGAGGGGAAGGGACGACAGCUUCGAGUAUUCCAAAAAGGACAGACGCGACUCGAAACGUGAUUCGGACAGCAGAAAAUCUCGCUCCUCGCGACGCAAAUCCGAGAUGAAGGAGAAGGAUUCAAGGGAGAGCCGCAGAUCGACCAGGAGGUCGGACAAAAGAUCGAGCAGAGCGAAAUCAGAGUCCCGGGAGGAUUCGAAAGAAAAGACUGAAAUCGGCGAGCGGUCGAGACACAGAUCGCGGUCACGAGCCAAAUCCAAGCGGCGGUCCAAGUCGCGAGAACGAUCGCGGUCGGUUUCGCGACGCCGCGAACGUUCGCGCUCGGGCUCGCGGCGCCGCGAGCCGCCGCGCACGCGCGCGCGCCGCACCAGCGCCGAUGACAAGCCCGUGCACCGCUCUAGGUCGCAGGACAAUUGCACGAAAACUAAACAUGACUCCACAGAUUCCGAUUCCGUAGAAAGGCCUAAGUCGGCAAUGUUAAAAGAAGUACACCCCGAAUACGACCCUCACGAGCCGAUGAUAACGUCAGCGUUUUCGGAAGAAGACUUGCGAAAGUCCAGAGAGGACGUCUACGAGGACACCUACAAGGAUGAGGUGGAGGAAUAUGACAAUAAAGAUUAUGAUGCUUCGAAGAGCUUCUCCAUAGAUGCCGCCGUUAUAAACCCCGAGUCUAAAUAUGUUAGAAGAAAGGAUAAAGUGUCAGAAGCCGAGAGCGAUCAAGAACCAAGUAGCACAGUGGAUAACUCUGCGGCGACCGUUUGGAACGGGUGCAUCAACAUGGUGGACGUGGCGCGGUUCUACGUCGCCGCCCACGAGGUGUCCGGGACUGCGGCAGAUUUGGAGGAAGACUUGAGCGCCGAGCUGGACAUCGUCGGAAGAAUAAACCCGGACACCGUCUGGGACUACAUCGGGAAAAUGAAAAGGGCCAGCAACAAAGACAUUGUGGUGCUGCGGUUGCAGGCCGCGAACGACGAAGAAAAGAUGCAGUAUAUCGCGUUGUAUAGCUAUCUCAGUAGUCGAAAUAGGUUAGGAGUGGUGAAGGUUUCGAACACGACGUCCGUGAAGGACUUCUACAUCGUCCCGCUGCCCGCCAACACGGCGCUGCCGGCCGUGCUGCUGCCGCUGGACGGGCCCGGGCUCGGCGACGCCAAGACGCACCUCUUGAUCGCCAUCGUUAUACGGCAAAGGAAAAGACGCUUGCUCCAACAUAUUCAACAAGAGAUUGUCCCCGCAAAGGUGGCGCGAGAAUCGCGCAAGCGUUCAUACACGCCGCCGCUGGGCGGGCGGGGCGCCCAAUCGCCGGCGUCGCCGCGCCGCCGCCCGCCCGCGCUGCCGCUGCCCGCCUACACCUCGCCUGCGCUCUCUACUUCAGUCAAGGAUAAAAUCGCCGCCUCCUUGGCAUCGGCUGACGACGAUGAAGCUUACAGUCCUGGAUCUUCAAGCAGCAGUGGCAGCGCGCCCGCUUCCGCGCUGAGUCAGCCGGCGUCCAAUACGUUACGCACCAAAAUGGAAGAACUAAAUAGACAAAUAGAGGAGCAAAAGCAACAGAUCCUCAAGAUGGCAAGAGCCGAUUCUUCAGUUGGAGAGCAGGACGAAGCGUACUCGCCUUCGCGGCCCAUGACGCCGCCGGCGGUGCCGCUGUCGGAUAUCGCGCUGCCGUCCAACCUGCAGGAGAUCCUGGCAACCAUCAAGCAGCGCUCGGAGCCGCCGCCGGCCGACGUCGACAUGCGCACUCUGCCUCUACCCUGAUCGCCCACUUCUUCCACACUUUUAUUUUAGUACUAUGCACAAUAUUCGUUAGUAAUUUGCAAUGCAUACUUAUAUUAUUAGUUAACAUCACAUUUUUGUGUUGUUCGAUACAAGACUUCUUACUUCUUGUCGAUUUACUUUGUAGGCGAUGGAGCCUACAUCUGAACGAUCUCGUUUCUGUAAUUGCCCUUUCCCAAAAAUAGUGCUUAGAUUGUUUUAUGAUUUAUGUAAUGCUUGAUAAUAUGUUUGAUGUAAUUAUGAAUAGAGUAAAAACUAAAUCUCGAACAUGAUGGAUGUAGAUAAUAAUAAGAACUUCAAGAAUAAUUGUUUUGAGAAUAAAAUAGUACAUAGAAAAUGUGCGAAGCAUAUUAUUGAAAUAUGUGUGCAAUAAGUGAAUGCCAUGGAUGACAACACAUUAAAA